GAGGGCAUGCCCGGGCGGGGCCUGUGUGGCGAGAGGGACCGGUCCCGUCGGUGGAGAGGAGCCCGGUCAAUAACGGGCGUGGCCUUCGCGGCGAAGACGGGGCCCUGCAGCGUGGGGGCGGGGCCUGGGCGGCGGGGGCGGGGCUUGCCGCCCGCGGCCGCUCGCCGCUCGACGUGCUCGGCGCUCUCGCGGGGCGCGCUCGGCGCUCGACCCGCCGCCCUGCGUACGGCGCGCGUCCUACUCCGGGGCUCCGGCGCCGCCAUCAUGUCGACGGCCAUGAAUUUUGGGUCCAAGAGCUUCCAGCCGCGGCCCCCGGACAAGGGCAGCUUCCCGCUGGAUCACUUCGGUGAGCGGCGGGCGGCCGCCGGGCUCCUGCGCCGAGUCUCGGGUCGUGGGUCUCCUCCGGUGGCGCCGUGCGGCCCCGUGGGCGCUGGCGUCCGCACGCGGUUGCAGGUGGGGAAACUGAGGCCCGCCGCGGCCCACCUCCACCACCCCGGAGGCGGGCCUGCGGGAAGAGGGGCGACAGGUUGCGGAGGACGUCCCGAGGGAGAGCGUUGCCGGCGUCCGGGGGACCCGCGCCCAGCCUCGCCCAAAGCCCGCAGGCUGUCAACCUGGGCCUCGCGCGGACCUGGAAAGUCCGCGUUUGGGGCGAAUGCAAAAGCUUUAAGGAGAAGUUCAUGAAGUGUCUCCGCGACAAUAGAUUCGAAAAUGCUUUGUGCAGAAGUGAGUCGAAAGACUACUUAGAAUGCAGAAUGGAGAGGCAAGUACCUGCUGGCAAUGAACGACUUCUGGAACCUCCCGGCACUCCCAUGGAAGCAUUUUUUUUUUUUCCCCAAGAGGUCCUUGCAGCGGGCCUCAUUCAUCCCCCAGGUUCCAAGCCUUUGUCUUUGAGAGCGUAGAAUGGCUCGCCCCUGGAACGGAGGCCCGCCAGAUUCAGUGGCCCUGAAGGUUUCCCAGUCAUGGGGACCCUGCGGAGAGGGAGCGCGUCUUACGGGGCUGCAUUCCUGAGUGUUUUCUUUGCACGUUUGGGAGCUGCUGACCCGUCGUUAAGGUUUCAGAAUCGUACAUCAUAAAAAUGCUGACGGAGUCAAAAGAUGUGCAGGUCGUGGGCACAGGGUUUCUUCCUCUCGCGUUCUCAGACCAUAAAAAUACCGCUUGGUUCCACGUAGCUCAGCAGUGCUUGAAAUGUGACAGGGGAGACAAUGGGCCAUUCAGAAACGGUGAAACACGGAGGUUUGUUCUGUCCUGACCAGAACUUACCAGCGCUCGCUUUUAAGUGAAACGUGUUUCUGACUGUGGUCCGUUGAGAUUUUACUGAAGAGCUAUUCCUCCUCCUAACGGGGAAAAGCAUAGAGCGUAUAAUUACAUGGUGGGGGUGGGAACUUUUAUUCCUGCCCUUCGGGCCCUUCGUCAGCUUGGUGAGGAGUCCGGUCUUCACACGGCCUUGUCUGAAGACGGAGUGGCGUAAACCCAUCCAGCCAGAGCCCCCUUGUCGUUUCUCCAUAACAGAGUCCGACAUUUCCCUCAGGGCACAAUCGCUUGUGUCUUUCAGGCCCACAGGUGCGUUGAGGGCUGUCGGUGGACAUGUGGGACGUUGGCCCUUUUGGGAGUGUGGCCCUCAUGUGAGGCCCUCGUUCUGUCUUCCGAGUCGUUCAGGGCCACCCGAGUCCAGCUCUCCCCAUCUUUAAAUAGCCCAUUGCUGGGAUCCACGUGUUUAAGUUACUGUCUUUUUUUUGAACAUUCAGUUUUGAGAGACAGAGACAGAGCUUGAGCAGGGGAGGGGCAGAGAGGGAGACAGAAUCUGAAGCAGCUCCAGGCUCCAAGCUGUCAGCACAGAGCUCGACGCGGGGCUCGAGCUCCCUAAUGGCGAAAUUGUGACCUGAGCCCAAGUCAGAUGCUUCACUGAAGGGGCACCCCUAAAUGACUGUCUUUUAAGUCGAUAUACCUUCCAGAAAUGAACUGAGUUUCUUUUUGGUGCUGCCACGCCCUGGAGACCAUUUGAAGUUGGUUUCUGACCGCGUGUGAGGGUACGAGCAGGUCACCUGCCCCCGUGAAGCUCAGGUGAGCCAUCCCUGUGCCGGCCACAGUGGCCAGCACACGCAGGCAGCCGCUCCUGCUGGGAGCCGCUCCAGACAUUUGGGCCGUCUGGGUCCCCAGAGAGGCUCCUGGCUCGUCUGGCAAAGGACAGCAGAAGGGUUCUGACUUUUCUCCCCAUGUGACCUUGGAAGUGGGCUGUCUGCUCUCCACGUGGCCACGCCUCGCUCAGCAUGGCCUCUGGAGACCAGCCUGCCCUGAGGCCUGCUGAGGUCAGUGGGGAUGGGGUGGCGGGGGGUGCAGCUCGCCUCUCCGUGGGUUCCGUCAUUUCAAGUGGCUUCUCUGGUUGGUCCAGUGACGUUAAGACCAAUGUAGGGGGUACAUGUGUGUUCAGACUCGGUCAGUGAUUUUGGCUGUAGACUUUUGGAUGGUUUUCAGUUCCAAGUCCAUGACCAUCCAGGUUCAGUAUAGAGACUGCACAUUUAUUUCCCUUCCCACUUUUUGUACACCUUUUUAUUCCUUUCAUGCUGAAAUCCCAGACGUUAUUUACCCCUGCGAACGUCCAUAGGCAUCUUUCUUUUAAUGUUUGUUUAGUUUUAAGUGGGAGGGAGGCAGAGAGGGAGGGGACAGAGGAUCCGAAGUGGGCACAGUGCUCAGAGCCCAGCGCGGACCUCGAACUCCUGAACCGUGAGAUCGUGACCUGAGCCACAGUCGGACGCUCAACCAACUGAGCCACCAGGCGCCCCCACCAUAUGCAUCUUUGUAGAAAACUGGACCACAGUGAGAUUUUAGAGUUGCCUCUUGAGGACUUGCGCCGUCUUAGCUCGACGUGGAAGUGUCUGUGCGGUUUGGAUGUGGAUCACACUCUUGUGGGAAGAGCUGUUAAAUCGGGGACGACUUUGUUGGCCAAGAAAACAGCAAAUACACUGUGAUCUGCGAUCUCAAGCCUCUGUGAUCUUUUGACUUUGAGUUCCUGCCCCGUGCGGUGGGCAUCCGGGGGCUGUGCCACACACCCUGGCGUGCGAUCCGGGCCUCCUGGCCGGGCUGGAGGAGGCCCGGCGCACGCUCCUUGGAAAGCCUCAGGUCCUAAAAACCUGCACUGUCCCCUUAUGCUGAAGGGGAGGCGUCCACGUCAUCCUUUUGGCUUUAGAACUCGGUAAUCGUUGGAUUGUUGUGUUGUGUCCUGGCCACAGAGCUGGAUUUUGUGAAGACUCACACGUCUGUAGGAAGGGCCUCUUGAACUGCGUCUCGUUUAGCUUGUAGUGUUUUCCCCCUCGCUCCCCGUUUGCUGCUGAACACACAGGUCCUUCCUGUCGUGUCCCGAGGAGCACUGCUGCUCUCCGUGCUCCUGGUGCCCCCAGCACACUCACGUUCUGCAGCGAGAGGUCUGACGCAGGUCCCGCGGGCCGCGCUCCUCGUGGAUGCUCCGGUGCAGAACUGCUUCUGCCUUUCCAGCUUCUAGAGGCGCCCACGCCCCUCGGCUCGUGGCCCUGCUCCGUCUGGAAGCCGGCGAUGCCGUGUCCCUGGCCCGUCCUCCUCUUCCGUCCUUCUGACCAAAGCCAGCGCAGGCUCUCUGAUUUAAGGGUUCCCGCGUUGCAGCUGAGUCCGCCUGGGGAGUCCGAGGCGGUCUCCCCUCGGCACCUCCUGGUCGGCUCCUGUGUUCCGCCUCGGCCCAUCCCCCUUUGCCGCGUAAGGACACAGAUAACACAGUCAGUCUGGUCUACAAGUGGACUUUGUACCUUUCAGUGGAUUCCAGCUUUUUGUAACAGAAAUUGCCGUGCGCACCAGUGGAGGGAACGCAGCGCCACGGCACCUGCCCAGUCCCCCGUCCCCGCGGCUGGAGCCCUCGAGGGCGUGUACCCUAAAGACUUAGUUUCGUUCUCAGUGGGGACGGCCUGGACAGCCCUUGUGAAGCUUGGGUAGAGGUCAUCUGCCAGGUUUUGUAUUUCCGCAGGAGGGUAGCCGGCUCACCUGGAGCCCCACAGAACCCGCAGAAAGUGGGUCGUCUGACCGGUGACCAGGUGACUCACAGUGUCCCUCGGUUCCCAGCGUGCUGGCUGAACCCUGGCUGCCCGUGCUGGCCUGCCGGGCUUGCGGGGGGUGCGUGAGCUCAGCGGUGUGGGGGGGGGGGGUCACAGCGCCAAGUGAUGGUGGCUUGGCGCGGCGGGCGUCCCCUUUCCCGGCCGGGCCUGUUGGUUCCUGCAGGAGCACUGGGCUCCCACCAGCAAGCAGGACGGACAGGUGGCCUCCAAGAGUUGGACCUGUCCCUGCCCCCCGCCCCCCCCCCAAAAAAAAAAAAACGAAGCAGAAUGAAAGCCAGGCCCUGCCGCCCUGGAGUGUGGGCAGUGAGAGGCUGGACGGGGGCAGCUCCAGCCCAGCAGGUGCUCCGGGACUUCUCGGUCUUCGAGGUCCUGACUUAAACGGACACGGUGAGGGGCUGGCACACGGCUGGGCACAGAGGGAGCGGGAGCACAGAGGACACGGCCGCCGGCCAGCUGUGGGGCCACGGCUCGGGCCGUGUGGGGCAUGGGGCCUGGGGCAGCAGUGAGAAGAGACAGAGCUGGUGGGCCACGUGUCCCAGUGUUUCUGAGAAACAGGUGAAGCUCACAAGUGCAGUGACCCUUGGACGACACGGUGUGAACGGGGCAGGUCCACUUACCACCCAGAUCUGUUGAUCCGUGUAGGACAGUGUUGUAAACGUAUUGCUUCCUGACCAUUAUUUUAACGAGCUUUUUCUGUCUGGCUGACCCGUUGGUAAGAAUACGGCCGGAAGACACACGACAUGCAAAAUGCACGCUGUCGCUGAGGCUUCUGGUCGGCGGGGGCUGUAGUCCUUAAGUUCUGGGGAGUCAGGAGUUAGGAACGGAUUUUCGACUGUGCAGGUGAAUGGUGCCCCUAACCUGUGGCUUGUUCAGGGGUCGCUUUACCAAGUGAAGUCUGUCCUGUCCCCGCCCGCCCUGUCCGGUGCAUCUUCCCAGCGACCUGGAGGCCGGUUUGAGGUUGGAGCCCUCGAACGGGACACACGUCUGCCACAGACUGGCACCCGGCGGGGGGCUCGUGGCGGUCUGCCCGCUUCCUUCGGGUUCCCGGCUCCACCCGGCACCCCAGGGGCUUCGCACACUGUCCGCCAGCGGCCGUCCGUCCGGAGUCCAGAGGCGCGGGUGUCAGCUGGGAGGAGGAGGACGCAGAGAGGCCCUCGGGGUCCCGGGGGCCUGGGUCCAGCGGUGCCACUGGCCGCAGGCAGUCGGGAUGGGAGCGAAUGCGCAGGCCUCGCACGGACAUUGCUGUUGGUUUUUGUUGCAGGCAGCUGAUGGCGCAGGAGCCCCUGGAGAAACUGGGGUUUGGAGAUUUGACGGAUGGAAAACCAGGGGCAGGAACUAACUCCUGACGGGAAGAAGUCCGUCCACCGGCUGCUGGCUUGUCCAGGGUGGAGCGUGUCGGGUGACCUUGUCAACCGACGGUUUAUGGUUAGGCGCUGUGACCUCAGAAGAAGUUUCUGGCACGCCCUCCUUGGCGGAAACCUCUCCUCUUGAUGUCUCCCAGGUUAUUCUGAGAAGCGAUUGUCCCCUUUAGGUCUCAUUUUCCCCAGGAGCCUUAGAUUUUAUCUUUACAUCGGGAGAGUUCCCAGGGAGGCCUGUGGCAGGUGGGAGGAAGGAGAGCGGAGUCACGCCCGCUGCGCGAGGGGACGCGCGGGCAUCUGCGACGCGGUGACUCCCUCUGUGAUACUGUCCGUAGCUCCUCAGUACUGACAUGCCGAAUGCUAGCGGUUUCAGCCCAUCACAUAGACGCUGCCCGAAAACCAUUUCCUGGCAAAGUGGUUUCCUUCUGUGCCCAUUUAUUUCCCGUGUUGUUUUUUUUUAAGCAAAAUAUAAAAUAUAAACUUGGAAAUGAGAUUGUUAACUUUUGACA
This is a messenger RNA of Leopardus geoffroyi (Geoffroy's cat), 5943 nucleotides long. RefSeq names its product cytochrome c oxidase assembly protein COX19. Lineage: Eukaryota; Metazoa; Chordata; Mammalia; Carnivora; Felidae. The record is from RefSeq and is a predicted model, not a curated record. Gene Ontology annotation, cellular component: mitochondrial intermembrane space. Gene Ontology annotation, biological process: mitochondrial respiratory chain complex IV assembly. The coding region runs from base 7 to 681 and encodes 224 amino acids. The transcript has 2 exons.